CUCUCCAUGAAAACCAGCUGUCUGUAAUUAGUAAAUCAGAGCCAGGGUGAGAGUUUGGGGCAGUCACAGUGGCUGCAAAACAACCGAAGAGUGGCGAGUAUUUUCUGUAAUUGUGCUGCUAUGAAGUUUAUGCUGCCAUAGCUGCAGGGAUGCGUACACCUCUGCUGGUUUUUCUCAGGUAUUUCAUAUGUGACUGUCACCUGUGGUUAAAAAACAAGCAUGGCUGUUCAGUGUUGUGCUGUGUGGCUCACGGUGUUUGUUGUCCUUUGCAGCGCUGUUGUGCUUCAGUGUGCAUCAGCUGGAGGUGUGUAUUGUGCUAAAACAGCAAGAGGUAUGUAGCGUGCUCUGAUUGAUGUCGGUGCUUUCUUUUAAUUACCAAUUAGUUAUAAAUGUGGCACUUAAAAGUGAGGAAAUAGCACCAGAAUAAAUCAAUUUUAAUUCAUUUUUUGUGCUACAGCCCGUGCAGCUGCCUUGGGAUUGGAUUAUCCUGGCACCCAUGGAGCCCCCGACCUCUACGGACCACCUCACAUUGGGAUGCACCCUCGCACAAUGCCUGAAAGUUACCCAAACAAUGAUGGUGAAUUGUCUGAAUCCAGCAUGGCCUCCUACAGACAGAAUCGACCAGGAUUCAGACCCCAAGAUGAAACAAUCCAUAUAAAAUCUCACCCCAUGAGAUCUGAAUCUGCUUUUCUACCAAACUAUGAUCCAGAAUACAACCCCAACCAAGGGCUUAGCUUCCCCAGAGGACGGCCAGUUAUUAACCACCGGUCUGAUUUUGAGCAGGUCAAGCAUGUUGCCCCUGGAGCCCCAGGCCAGCCUGACCUUGUGCAUUUGAAUCCCCAAAGUCACAACAAGCCACCCUCGUUUGUCCGCGAUAGGCAUGACCUUGUUGUUGAUGAGUCUGUCCCAAAUAGACAUGGCGUGUCUCUGAGUGGGCCCCCCUUGCCUCAAAGCAGGGGUCAUGCCACUUACCAGAGGGGUUAUGGCCCAGUAAGAGGAGCCCCCGUCCUUGGGUCAGCUGGAUUCACAAACAGAGAGCACAGUGGAGAGAUGAGCAGCCGGGCUCCUGUGGGCAGAAAGCUGAAAAGAAAGAGGUUUCCUGGCCGUUUGUCUCAGUCUCUACGUAGAAGAAUUAACGCCAAACGGUUAAUGCGAGGUAAACGUCUUCCUAGACAUCUCACAGAACCAAAAUGAGGUCCAGUUUGAAACAGUCUUUAGGUUUAAGGUUCUGGCAUGGCUACCUUGUAAAAUAUAGUUUAUAUUGGAGUCUGCUACAGAUCACUGACUGCAGGAUUUCAUCAUCUCAUCGUCUAGUUUCUUGUAACUUUGACCAAAAUAUGACAAUUUCUUACUUGUGUAAGCUUUUGCAUUUUACUCCCUCAUUUCUACCUCUAAAUAAAAAAUAACAAACCAUACAAUAAACAUGAAAUUACACUUAUUCAAA
Molecule: messenger RNA, 1444 nt
Organism: Xyrichtys novacula (pearly razorfish)
Lineage: Eukaryota; Metazoa; Chordata; Actinopteri; Labriformes; Labridae
Source: the annotation of a GenBank genome assembly